GACGGGAGAACAGGCAAGAAGCGAGGAGCGCGUCAGUGUCCGGCAGGUUCGUCGUAAGCGUGCGAUGCGUGCGUGCGUGCGUGCGCGCGCCCGUGUGGUCGUCGUCUCGCCGCCCCGAUAUUCAUACGUCACUAAAUUGCAUAAUUCGCGAGCGCGCUUCGCGUAACGCCGCUCCCGUGUCGCCGUGAUCCCCACCUGAGCCGCCGGCUGAACCGCGCGAGUUGCAGAGAGGUUAAAGGGACCUGAUCUCGACGAGAACGGGUAACCUCCAGCAGAUAGACAAAAGAGAGAGAAAGAGAGAGGGGGGGGGGGAGCGAGAAGGGGAGAGAGACGCGUACUUUGUUCGGGAACGAGCGCUCCGCACACACCCCCGAGAAAGAGAGACAGAGAGAGACUGGCGAGUGAGCAUGGCGGACCGGUACGGUAAUGGUGUGCCGCAGGAACGCGGGAGUGUCGGGAACGCGUGAACUGCGGCGUGCAUCGUCGCGCACCCGUCGACGACCAGGAGGCGAGACUCAGGAACGCCCGCGGGGAACCUUGAGGCGCGACGCGCGUAUCGCUUGCGUGGCAAAACGGCGUCGGGCCGGGUGAGAGGGACGGCCUCGAUUUUUGGCGGGCAAACUGCGCGGAGCGCGUCGCGAAGACGUCUCGGCGAGGCGGUCGUCGCGCGAACCGAUCCCGCGCUCGCGAGAGAGAGAGAGACUCCUCGACCGCGUCAGUGUGCAAGAUGCGCCGUUAAGAACAAUAUUAAUUAGUCCACGUAACGGCCCAAACGAGCGUCGCCGGCUGUUGUCGGUUCUCGCCCGUGUCGUUUCCGUCGCUGCCGCUUCGCCGGGCGGCGACAGGCCGGUGCAUCAUCAUCGUCGCGACUCCACGUAGAAGCCGGAUCGAAACGCCGAAGGGCGAAGGAGACAGCACAGGCUGACAAAGUCCCCAGCCAAGGCGGCGCUCACGAGGAAGAAGCAGCGCGCGGCUUGGCGGUUUUGGCGCGCGUAUUCAGCUGCGCCGCGCGACCGGCAGAUGGCCGGUACGCCGGCUGUUUGCGCGCGCGCGCCUCACGGACACGCCGCCGCCGCCGCUACUCCUGCUGCUGCUGCUGCUGCUCUCGUCGUCGGCGCGGUGACACGCUCACGCACGACCGAGCAGCGUCGCCAACGAGCACGACCGCUGGCCGACGGCAGUACCGCCGUGCGACCGAGGGUGCGCGUAUUGACGAAUAGCGCCGCACCGUCCCGGCACACCGGUGGCAUGUCAGCCGGGGCCGUCGUCGCCGACCUAUGACAGUGCCUGCCGCCGCCGUUGGACGCGCCUGAAUGAAAAGAACUGUAACGCGCGCCGAACCCCGCCGAGGCCGCGCCUCGUCAGCAUUCGCCGGUACUCGUUAUACUCCCCGAUCCGCCGGUCGGACGUGACGUCGAUGGGCUUUGUCGGUCGGGACACUUUCUUCGAAGCAGCGAUCCCCAAGCACGAAUAGCUUUCCGCCGCGAGAAACUUGCCGAGGGAGGAGAAAGAGAGAGAGAGAAAGAGAGAGAGAGAGAGCUGUCGUUAUGAGUCGCUAAGACAAAAUCACAUUGCCAGAAUGCCUCGGGUAAGGAGACAAGUGGUUCUGGAAGAUCCAACUGGGCCUGUUACACCGGAUAUGACAGAAACGAAGUUGUUGAAAUCCGAGUUCCUGGACGAUGGGUCCUUGGAUGAAGUCCAGAAGUCGGUGGAAGAGACACCAAGUCCUCACUUACAAGACCACCAGUAUGGACAAACACCUUCCUAUCAAGUGACCAGGAAGCCCCCACAACCACCCCCACGAGCUGAGAUAUCAGUUCAGGCGGUAAAAAGAAGACUGAAUUUGGAGGUAGGGACUACCGGUCCCAGCCAGCCAGCUUUCAAAGCUCCUAGAGGUAAACGCAGAAGAUCCGGCUCGAAUUCUCUGACUGGUCACACGCCCACCAAAAGUAAAACCGUAGAAAGGACACGGUACGACACGUCGUUAAGUUUGCUCACGAAGAAGUUUAUCCACUUGAUCGAGAGCAGUCAGGACGGUGUGGUGGACUUGAACGUGGCGUCCGAGAAGCUGGAGGUACAAAAGCGUCGUAUAUACGACAUUACUAAUGUCUUAGAGGGCAUCGGUAUCUUAGAGAAGAAAAGUAAAAACAAUAUCCAAUGGAAAGGCGGUCAGUUACCGAAUGAGCGGAACGACAUCGCCGAUCUCAGGAGGGAGGUGGCGGACUUGGAAGCGAAGGAGAACACCUUGGAUCGAUUGAUCCACGGUGCGAACAAGAACCUACGCGAACUUUGCGCAGAUAGAAAAUACGCUUAUGUAACGUAUCACGAUUUACGUUCAGUCCCAAUGUACAAAGAGCAAGCUAUUAUGGCUGUGAAAGCACCGCCGGAAGCGACCCUCCAUGUCCCGCAACCCACGAAUAAUCUUGGCCAACAAAAGCUUCAGAUGCACAUGAGGUCGUCUCACGGGGAGAUAGAGGUGUUUCUGUGUCCCGAUGACCCUGGAGUCAAAACGUCACCCUAUUCCGGAUACGCGACAACGCAAUCAAAAGAACCCGACAUACCCGCCUCUUUAUCUCCUGAACUGUUGAUUAAUAGAGAUGGCGAUGUGCGAGUCGAACCAGUACCUUCCGAUGAUAGUCCCCUGAACGCUCGCCUGUGUGCCCCCAUAUCUUCAGUUAGCAGUUUACCAAGUAUGAGGGACGCGUUCCUCUGCGAAUCCGACGAUUAUGGACCAAUGGGCGGUGGCAAGUUCCAGCUGCAAACGGACGACCAACUCAACCCUUCAGAUCUGGAUAUGUUCGAUUUUGGAGAACAGUUGCUGACUUUGGAACCGCCGCUUUCCGAGAGCGACUACUCGUUCUCAUUAGGCAACGAGGAGGGUCUCGCGGACUUGUUCGAUUUGAAAUUCUAGGAAUAUCAUCGAUGUCGCCGUUAUCAACGUAAGAGAGCAUUCUCUUCGUCUCUUUGAACCGUCGCUCUGAGUUCGCCUCCCUGGUGCUGUAACGGACUGUGAAUCGCUUCGUCCGAUUUGUCAUGCGCCUUCGCGUCGCACACGAUAGGAGACAGUUGGUAUUUUCGUUGCGUGCGUCGAUCUUGUCAAUAAAUCGCGCGGCAUGCGAUGUCGCUUUUAUUUAUUUUUAUCGUUUCUCCUCGAACCAAACGUUUAUCCCCACGUUUUACGUACGGUCAACGUUAAACGAAAGAACGGCAGAAUGAGGGUUGGUAGGGGCACGCGCGCUGAAACUUUCGAUUUCCACGGACGAUUGUAAAUACAAGCUAAUCGAUAAGCGAGAUAGUUUAUAUUCCUGUUUGUAAAUGAUUUUACUGAUUGGUCCAUUAUGGCGUGGUUCAUGCUACGAGAAAGAAUGAACUAUAAGCCGAAGUAUUUUAACGCGUUCUUUACGUUUUCUCUUAUUACACGCGCGCAUUAUACGUCUCGGGGAUGUCUCGUAGUAUUGUUUUAUCACAGUUUUUUUUUUGCGGGAUAAACUGAACCGCGAAGCACAGGAAAAACAUAUCACGAAAUUGUUGGCACGUGCUUCCCGGCUCGAUACGGUCGGCAUCGAUUACGUUUGCGUAAUGAAUCGCGCGAAGACUCCGGACAGAAAGCGAGAAAGCGAAGGCGCUUUAUCCGUGCAAUCUGUAAUAAUAGAAAUUGUACUAAGUGAUAGAAAAGCGUGUACUCGCGUCGGGAUCGUAAAAAGAGAAGAAAAAAGGAGUGUGUGUGCGUGUGUGCUUGUACAUGAAGGAGAGAGAGAGAGAGAGAGAGAGAGAGAGAGAGAGAGAGAGAGAGAGAGAGAGAGAGACCGCAUGAAACAACGACCAAAUUGCUUUCGCUAAUUGUGAAACAGAAGAAGCAGUUGAGAAUCUUCAUCGAGUGGUUCUCUCUGAUGUAAAACAAACUUCGACGGCAAGAAUAGCUUUUUUCCCGAUUUUUCGACGUCGCGGACACGGAGAGACGAACUCAAAACAAGAGCAGGACAGACGAAUGCGAUCUUGGAUGGUGUCGUCCACGUUGCAACGUGGAGAUGCGUGCCCAACGCACUCUCGGCGUCCUGACGAUCGUCACCUAAGAUCCCAUCAAUUCGGUACGCAGUACUACUUUGAACCUGAUCGCGGGGGUUUUCACAGAGAGACGUUCUUUUGCCGGUGGACACUUGACUUCUGUCGCGCGCGCGCGCGCGCGCGUGGCGCCGGUGACGUUUCAUCGAGCGAGACUCGCGCAGAGUUGCCUCCUUUCGUUCCUCGAGAGCUCAAGGAUACACUGGGGAAAUUAUCUCGUCUGGAAGUCCCUUAAGGAUGUACUCUAACGUACAACUUUAGUGUACGUCCAAAGCCAUAGUGCCUACAAAAUAAUGAUCAUACCCUUCUGCAAUUGUAAAUAUCUUUACAAACGUAAUUAUACAAAUGUAAGCACACAAACACACACCCACCUACAUACACACAACACCCACACACACACAUACAUACACAUACACGUACGUAUAUAUAUGUACAUGUAUUAUAAUAAUAACAAUACAUAUAUAUUCGUAUAUCGAUAUGUCGCACACAUAUUUGUAUACACAUAUAUAUGUACGUGGAAAGGAAUAUAUAAAAAUUCGAAUGACAUAUUGCGAGAGCGCGUCGUUAUAUAUAAUUAUCGUAUACAUAAUCGGUUACCUAGUUACUUUUAAUUAUUCAUAUUAUUAUUAACGAUUAUUGCGACAUUAAACGAAACGAGAUGAUGUUAGUUUAUAAUUUCACUUAUACAUAUAUAUGUAUGUAUACGUACAUAUAAUACGUACCUACAUUUAUAGCGAACGAAUGUUGUGCAGGAUAAUGAGACUGCCCGCGUUGCGUUGCGAACGCGUGUGUGAGCAAUUUCGCAAGACCUUUCGGAUUAUGAAGCCAGUUGAAGACCAAUAAUUAACUAACUAAAUAAUGUUCUGCAAUCUUUUCUUCGUGGCUCAACGACGAUCCUGUUUCAAGACUCACGAAAUAUUUCGGCUUUAUCUCGCGUAUAUAGUAUACUCGAGAUCCUCAUUUUAGUAGUACCUUGAUGAAAUCGAUCUGAUAUUUUACGGAUUCCAAGUGUGUAGUUUCGCCUUAAACUUAAAAAAAGAAAAAAAACUUGGUUUCGCGCAACGGUAUGUGUAAUGACGAUGAGCGUCACGUUCGCGCGGAUUGUUACUUUGCACAACGUUCGCUGCUGCGGCUCCCGUUUGCAAUUACCGGGGUAAAAUUGUAUUAAUCUUGUUUUCGUUUUUUCGAUUACACUAAGCGGCGUUGUGCACUUCUUUUUCUUUUUCAUAUGCCUAGUGCAACCAGAGGGUGAACGGUGGCAAGCGGAGAGAGCGUGUGGCGUGAAUGCGUUAAGAUACGAGUGUGUUCAAAGUCUUUAUCUUAUCGUAUAUAGAAUACUUGAAAAUUAUUACUACCUCAUUAAUUGCUAAUGGGGCCUGUUGACGGUUCAAAGUAUUGACGUUUAGUCACGUUUGGAGUGUCGAAGUAUUCGGCAAGAUCUACAAAGAACUUCGAGCUCGUGUUUCUUUUCUUUCUCCAAGAUAUCGUUUUCACUUGAGCGUCCCCGAGUAAUAUCCUCUAUUCCUGGGUAGCGAACGUGAACGAGCGAGAAUCGCACUCUCUCGCAUCCCGCAACGCCUGCUUCUGGUCUUCUGGAACUCGCCGUCAAAGACGGCGCACUGUCGUUUGAUUUUCUAACCCGAGACACGCGAAUUUACAGCCGCUUCUAGCAAAUUGCCGUGCAACUUAACUUUCUUUCGUUCGACACUCAUGACAUUUCUUUCUAUAUGAAUGUUUAUAAAUCUUGCUAUGUACAGAACCCAGUAAACACAAAGUAUCAUCGAUGUUACAAUGUCAGCUAAAUCAUAUGGUAUGUUACGUAACUGUUACUUUGUUAUGUAUACAACAAAGCAACUGUUAUGUAACAUAUAUGAUUUAGCUGACAUUGUAACAUCGAUGAUACUCUGUGUUUACUGGGAAGCGAUGCUCACGAGAAACCUUGUUUUCUGUUGGCAGAACGCGACAAAUAUGUGAUUCGUAUUGUUUAUAAAUACUUUUUUGUUUCGGUUAUUCUCGAGAGAAAAAGGAUAAGAGUUGACAAAAUGAGAGAGUGCAGUGUGUGUAUGUGUGCAUGUGUGUGUGUGUGUGUGUGUGUGUGUGUGUGUGUGUGUGUGUGUGUAUGUGUGCGUACGUAUACCUGCGUGUGUGGAAGGAAAGUGAGCCCUUUGGUUCACCACUGCGAGCGGUGUAGCUCUGCGAAAGCCGCAUUUAUUAUGCGUGUACGCGCCCAUUCGAUCGGUAUAUUUGAGAGACUGUUCACAAUCGAGACGGCGAGACAGGAUUGCAAGCGCGCCGAUCGAACGUUGUAAAGAGCGUAAAUGAGAAACUGAAAGAGGAAAAAAUAAGUUUAAAAAAGAAAAGAGUCAAAUGAGAUUCCAUUAUGACGAACGAACAUUUUGUCACAUUUUAACGGGUCCGGCCCGCCGAAAGAACACCGCAGAAUGACAGAGGAGGGAAAAAGUUACGAAAUAUAAUCUUGUGUAACAUCGUAUGCCAUAUGCGUUAUUAUUCAUCCCGCAAAUCCCGUUUGUUACUUGAUUUAACCGUGUAAACGUACAGUGUCACUUUUCGUGUACAAUUUCUGCCGUUUGAUUUGUGACCCGAAUGCUUGCGACGACGAAUACAAUAGGCGAGAUAAGUUAAAGUGACAGAUUGUUUGAAAUUCAAGCGUCGCACAAAAUAGACUAAUAAAUCUGAUAAUUUGAA
Molecule: messenger RNA, 6768 nt
Organism: Harpegnathos saltator (Jerdon's jumping ant)
Lineage: Eukaryota; Metazoa; Arthropoda; Insecta; Hymenoptera; Formicidae
Product: E2F transcription factor 1
Exons: 9
Coding region: 1580-2911 (443 amino acids)
Biological process (GO): regulation of transcription by RNA polymerase II
Cellular component (GO): RNA polymerase II transcription regulator complex
Molecular function (GO): DNA-binding transcription factor activity, RNA polymerase II-specific; RNA polymerase II cis-regulatory region sequence-specific DNA binding; protein dimerization activity
Source: RefSeq, a predicted model, not a curated record